Tympanuchus pallidicinctus (lesser prairie-chicken) is the source of this 2225-nucleotide messenger RNA. It is a transcript of the gene TMEM38B, whose product is annotated as transmembrane protein 38B. Lineage: Eukaryota; Metazoa; Chordata; Aves; Galliformes; Phasianidae. Gene Ontology annotation, cellular component: membrane. The transcript has 7 exons. Gene Ontology annotation, molecular function: potassium channel activity; identical protein binding. The coding region runs from base 1 to 1032 and encodes 343 amino acids. Gene Ontology annotation, biological process: potassium ion transmembrane transport. The record is from RefSeq and is a predicted model, not a curated record.
AUGGUGCAGUUACAUUAUGUCAACGGUUUACGAGCUGGAAAGCAGCGAGCUCACAGGCGGACUUUCUCCCCCCUCCCCCCCCCGGCAUCAGACCCGGCCCAGCGCACCGCCGCUCCGCCCUCCGACGGCUCCCGGCGAGGGCCACGCUUCUCCCAAGCGCCCGCCGCCAUGGAGCUGGAGCAGGUGCCGCUGCUCUUCUCCCGCCUGCCCAUGUUCCCCUUCUUCGACCUGGCGCACUACAUGGCCUCCGUCAUGGCGCUGAAGGAGCAGCGGGGAGCUGUGGAAGUGUCAAUCCGCAGUCCAGUUGCUUGCUGGUUUAGUGCUAUGCUUUGCUGCUUUGGUGGAUCUGUUUUGUCUUCCUUGAUGCUUGGAGAACCUCCAGUAGCAUUUUUGGCAAAGACCACAAAUAUUCUACUGGCAUCUUCAGUCUGGUAUCUUGUGUUUUAUUGCCCACAAGACAAAUUCUACCAGUGCUUUGCGUUUCUGCCUCUUCGGCUUCUGGUUGCAGGAAUGAAAGAAGUGACUAGGACUUGGAAAAUAGUGGCUGGCGUUGCGCAUGCAGACAGUCAUUUUGAAGAUGCCUGGCUUGUCAUGAUAGCUGUGGGCUGGGCCAGAGGAGCUGGUAGUGGUCUAAUCUCCAACUUCGAGCAGUUGGUGAGAGGAGUGUGGAAACCUGAAACCAAUGAACUGCUGAAGAUGUCCUAUCCUGUGAAGGUAACUUUGAUAGGAGCAGUUCUCUUCACUCUGCAGCACAGCCAGUACUUGCCAAUCGCAAGACACAACCUUAUGUUUCUAUACACCAUCUUUCUUGUAGUUUCCAAGGUAACAAUGAUGUUGACAAGAUCUACAGCUUCUCCAUUUGCUCCCAUUGAGUCUGCAUUGAGCCAUAUGUUCUUUGGCUUGCAAAAACCACCACCCAAAGUGAAGGGUGAAGGUGCUUCAUCUUCCAAUGGCUCUUCAGUCUGUGACCAGUCGUCCUCACAGCAGCCCCGUGAUGAUGUUAAGAAGAGACAGGCAAAGAAAACAGAAUAAGUAGCUUACAAUACAUGACAACCUGUGAAAAUGUUUAUAUUUUAGAUGAGGCUGAUUGAAUUUUAUUUUUUUUUUAAUGUACAUGAGAUGAGAUUAAGGCUGUAUGAUAUGUUGUUGUUUGCCUUCAGAAUCUGUAUGGUAUGCUUUUGGAAUGUAUUCAGAUGUCUAGGUGCAUACGUUGGAUUUCUAAGUCUAAAAGUUCACAUUUUUAUAGUGCUUUUAAGUUCGAUCAUUUUUGUAUUUAUUAAUAGCUUUAAAUUCUUAGAUGCUAAAAUAACUUUCAAAACGUGACAGUUACUUUUUUUUUCUUCGUAUCACAUGAUUCACCUCUCUUUUUACUUCUUGAUUCUCACGUUUUGUUUGGAUACCCAGACUUGCGCUGCCAAGUGUUCACAGCACAGUGUCCCAAGUAGGAAAGCCUGAUUAAGGCUUAAUCACGUUGCACUGUAAAACUAUGAAAAAGUACCACAUAAUGCCUUUAAUAACAAAAAUAAUGGAAUUCUGUUUUAAUUCCCACUACUCUAGUUUAGACUUCCGUCAUUUACUUAAGUCAGUAUUUUUUGCAUUGUUUGUAUUUUUCAAAAUAAAAAUUAUCUGGCACUUUUAAAAAUCUUUACAGUUAGGAAUUAGAAGCAUUUCAGUAUUGUGAGCUAGCUUUGUUUUUUGUAAAUUUUUGAAUAUUUAGCUAUCUUUUGUGCAACGUGUGAUUUUUUUUUUUUUUUUUUAUGCUGUUUCUAGCGUCUUUCAAUUUGGGAUGAGACAUCUCUUUGCCUGCACUUUUAUCUAGGCACAAGUUUAUCUUUUCAAAGUCAAACAUUCAAACUUUUUUUUUUAAAAGAAAGAACACUGGACAGUACAUAUGCCUUGUUUAUCACAAGUUAUGCCCUGUUAUACAUGCUGUUAAUACACACAAAUACUAUUUUCUAGCAUUUACCUCUGGUGCUAUUGAGUUACUGCCAAAAGCACUGAAAGUCUAUAUUAAUGUUUGUUGCUAUUUGCUGCAUCCUGCUCGUUGCAUCUUUUUUUUGGAGCAGUUUUUUACUUCAGAACCAAGGUCUCACAGGUCUUGCAUUUUUAAGAUUCUAAUAUUUUCACAGAAGUCUUCAAUUUGAUGUGCCAUUUUUAGUACACAUUAAACAACUUUUACAGAAUGAGACUCUUUGUCUUUGGAGAGUGCUGAUUUGAAGAGAACU